AGCAAAAGCUGCGUUGCUUACGGACCGUAAACCCCAAGGCAGGAAGUGACUGCGAUCGCUGCCUCCGCUUGUCCGCUCAAUGCAUCUACUCUCCACCGAGCCGCAUGGGAAGACCGUCUAGGUUUGACACAGGUCCCCGUGCCCAGAAGGCCCGCAACCGACGCCGCUCUGGACAAAAGCAAGACACAAGAACGGAGAAACAGGAGCUUUUGAUUCCUACUCCGGUAGGACUUGCGGACAUUCCCAUUCCCGAUUUUCUGCCAGAUUUCCCGCUGGCCACGGACCUCGAGACGCCUUUUACUGGAGACAUUGAUCUCACGGCCCAUAUCUUUGAGCCCGAUUUAUUCACGAAACUAGAGUCCGGCUACCAAACACCCGAGUUUACGCAGGAAGACUGGGAAUCCGAUUACGCAUCGCCGAAUACUGGAACGAGUGCUGGAACGACCGCCGGAGAGGAUUCAGGAAUCAGUGACGCCCGCGAUGGACAGAUGCUGCAGCUUUUCAACCUAGCACACUCGCAAUACGAGCUGCUUCGAAAACUGGAGCGGAUGCGCAAGCACAUAAGCGAAGAACAGCAGAUAAUUUUCUCGCGGCUGCACGAAUACCCCGUUCGAGAAAUGCUGGGGAAUGCACAAAGGCUGAUCGAGCUCGUCGACGCAUUCUCUUCGCCCUCUUCGAGCGUCAGGGACGACGACUUGGUGUCAUGGAGUGACUUCACGACUCUCAACGACGACUUUAGCAUCGCAGACACAAUGACCGUGUCGGCAUCCGGUUCCAGCCCGGACAGCGCGAUAUCGGCAGCUUUCUCGGAUGCUCCACCGCCAUCAAUCGCGAGCGACUGGACGCCAAACGCAGACAUCAAGGGCUACUCUUUCCCGGAGGCAGAAAAAGCGUGCAUGGAUACGCCCACAGCCCUCCUGGUACUCUCCUGCUACUUGCGCAUCGCCCGCACUUUCCACCUCUUCUUCACGGACCUCCGCACAUUUCUCCUACCCGGACCGGCGCCCACGGGCAACUUCCGGCUGUUUCCAAACCUCAAACUGGGGUCAUUCCAGCCCUUUGCUGGAGUGGUGCUCGAGGUCUCGCUUGUAGUCCAAGUCAUAGAACACGUGCUGGAGCGUUUGCACAAAGCAUUGAACCUGCCCACUGCCAGCGACAUGGACGCGAGCGAGAGCGGCUUAAACUGCCAAACGCAGAUGCCAUGGGACGCGACGAAGUCGAUUACGCCAGCGCUUUUUCGGGCCGUGCAGGUACAGGAGCGAUGGGAUACGGGGAAGGAGGAAGGCGAUACCUUUACACAGCUCUCUGCGACUAUCAACAGUGUCAAGCAGUUAUUACGGUCCAGUCAACUAUGACAAUGAACCACACACGAGACUAUUUCGCAGGAACCAAAAUUCAACAGUACAUUCUGCGAGCAGAGAGAGCGGUCCAGAGAUAGCUUACCGUAGCA
Molecule: messenger RNA, 1450 nt
Organism: Aplosporella prunicola CBS 121167
Lineage: Eukaryota; Fungi; Ascomycota; Dothideomycetes; Botryosphaeriales; Aplosporellaceae
Exons: 1
Coding region: 105-1355 (416 amino acids)
Source: RefSeq, a predicted model, not a curated record